This is a messenger RNA of Podarcis raffonei (Aeolian wall lizard), 2460 nucleotides long. RefSeq names its product perforin-1-like. NCBI's taxonomy places the organism in Eukaryota, Metazoa, Chordata, Lepidosauria, Squamata, Lacertidae. The record is from RefSeq and is a predicted model, not a curated record. The coding region runs from base 27 to 1685 and encodes 552 amino acids. Gene Ontology annotation, cellular component: membrane attack complex. The transcript is spliced from 2 exons. Gene Ontology annotation, biological process: immune response.
UUACAAGCUUUUCGAUUGGAGCAGUCAUGUCCAAACAGCACCUCUUCCUAGCAGCCUUCCUCCUCCUUCUCCUCCAACUUCCACCAACAUCUCCCAGCCCCUGCCAAAUAUUCCACAGAUCCAUCUGCAUGAAGCAGGACAGCUUUGUGCCCGGCCACAGCUUCAUUGGCGAGGGGGUGGACAUCACCUCUCUGGAGAGAAAGGGAGCGUAUGUGGUGGACACCAGCCGAUGGCAGGGCCCCAACGGGACAUGCAUCCUCUGCCGGAAUCCCUUGAUGAAGGGGAAGCUGCAGAAACUCCCCUUGGCUGGCGUGGACUGGCGAGUACUUCAUACGUGUCAUCAGGAUGUCAGCAGUUCCAUUGAGAAUUUGGAUGUGGAUGUCGCAAAUUCAAUGGCCAAGGAGGUGAAGAACGACUGGAAAGCAGAGCUGGGGUUCGGCACAGUGCUGAGCAAAGCAGGGCUGGAGCUGCCUAAAAUGCGGGUGGCCUUUGCUGGAUCUCACUCCCGGAUGGCAAUUUACGCACAUGAGAAAUCCCACCAGGACAGCCAUAUUUUUGUGAGGCAAGAGGUCUCCUGUGCAUACUACAGGCUGAGACUCCGCCAUAGACGCUCACUCCUAGCCUCCCAUUUCUCCCGCGCUCUGGCCAGUCUGCCAAGGAGGAAUAACUCUGAGGAAUACCAGCAUUUUAUCAAUGUCUAUGGCACCCACUACAUCAGCAAUGUGCAGGUGGGCGGGCGAUUGCGCCACCUGCUGGCUGUGCAGACAUGCAAGAUGGCCCUGUGGGGGAUUACCGCUUCCAGCUUUGAGAGCUGUUUGGGCUGGGAGGUUUCUCUGGGACACAAGUGGUUAUUUGGGUCUGCUUCCCUGAGUUCUAAGUGUGAAGAUCUCCGGAGGACUUACACUCGUGGAAUCUUCCAUGAUGCUUAUGCCAAGCAGCGCACUGAAAUUGUGGGAGGAGAGAAGCGUGCAGAGAUUCUCUUCUCUAAACCUGGAGAAGCCCAGAACUUCUCCGCAUGGAUGGAGAGUGCAAAAACAAAGCCUGGGUUGGUUUCCUAUUCUCUCCUACCCUUGCACACCUUGUUGAACCAAAGGGACCCAAGGAGGGAUUUGCUGAAGCAAUCCAUCGUGAACUAUAUAAACCAGAGGGCCCUGAAGAGGAACUGUUCACAGCCGUGUCCACGCUGGAGCUCUCAGAGCUCAGAUGAGGAAUGCACCUGCCGCUGUCAUCACGGCAGCUUCCACAGCAGUAUGUGUUGUGCCUGGGAGCGGGGCAGAGCACACCUCAAAUUUAUUGUGCACAGAGGAUACAACCUUAGGGGUAACUGGUUAGGUAUCACUGAUGGUUAUGUCAAAAUUUUCUUCCACGGUCAGGAAAGGAGGACAAUCGUCAUCCCACAUAACAAUAACCCCUGGUGGACUGAACCUAUCGAUUUUGGGGCUGUCACACUGUCAGGCCACGACGUCUUUGAAAUUCAGCUCUGGAACAAAAACCUCUGGGGCGAUCGUAUUUUAGGCCACUGUGGCCAUAGCCUGCAGGCUGGAGCUGGUACUGUCUGGCACAAAUGUCCUGCGACACAUGGGCACUUUGAUUAUUAUUACACGCUGGUUUGUGGUCAUACAUUGAGUGGCCCUUCCUGUCAUAAUUACGUCCCCUUACGGCUGCCCACUUCUUAUUUCAAUUAGUUCCCUCCCCAACCAUCCUUUUCCAUAUGUUUCAGGACCUUAUGCUGAAGAAGUAGGCAGGUUCAUUAAAAAAUCAGCCAAAGUUACUUAACAGCUACCCUAUCUGCAUUUAAUAGCAACUUACUGCAAUCAGUGGUGAAGAUGAACAACAGUAAAUAUGUGUAUAAUUUUGUUUUGUUUUACACUUUAAAAUACUCAUUUUACAUUCUUAAGAUAUCAAUGACUUCCCUUCUUUUCUUUCCAUGGUUCAUUUUACAGAUAAUAAAUCCCUGCAUAUUUUACAAAAACUAUACCAUUAUUAAAGGGACGCGGGUGGCGCUGUGGGUAAAAUCACAGUGCCUAGGACUUGCCGAUUGUAUGGUCGGCGGUUCGAAUCCCCGCGGCGGCGUGAGCUCCCAUCUUUCGGUCCCAGCUCCUGCCCACCUAGCAGUUCGAAAGCACCCUUAAAGUGCAAGUAGAUAAAUAGGUACCACUUUAUAGCGGGAAGGUAAACAGCGUUCCAUGUGCUGCGCUGGUGCAGGAUCGCCAGAGCAGCGAUGUCACACUGGCCAUGUGACCCGGAAGUGUCUGCGGAUGGCGCCGGCUCCCGGCCUAUAGAGCGAGAUGAGCGCGCAACUCCAGAGUCGGUCACGACUGGCCCGUACGGGCAGGAGUACCUUUACUUUACCUUAUACCAUUAUUGCAUCCAUCAAACCUUGUUUACACUGUUGAAUUUGUCUUAAUGCUGCCAGCAUUUUCAGCUGUACACAAUUAUUUUCCAUAUAUUCAAUAAACG